AUGGGGGAGCUGAGGACCACGUCUCCCGGGCUUCGUUUGGACCUGAACAACUUUGACUCUGCAGAAGCGGAGCGGAGUCGCUACGUCUUAACGAGUCCCCGCUCAUUAGAGUCCUGCACGCGACUCGGUGUCAAACCUGUUGAACUUCUGAUCAAAUCGCUAAACGAGUUGGUAGCUGACCAGCACCACGUGCCCUAUGAGGCCAUGAGAGUCGUGCACGAAUCCUACGAGAAGGAGAGAAUGAAGCGUUUACAAAUGUGUCGCGAGGAGAGGGAGAGGAUUAUCCGGACGGCUGCUGGGGACAGGUGGCCGGGCAGUGACAAAGUGCCCGGCCCGGAAGUGGUGCCUGACUCCAAACUGAAGGAUCACUCAAGGGACAGAGACACAAUGAGCUGUAUCCCGUAUGCAGAUCUGUGUGUUAAAGGGAAAUCUGCCAGCAGGUCCUCUUACAGAGAGCCAGACAGGAGCACAGUGUGCAGCGUCAGUCUGGGAGACCUCAGAUACACUCCAGCCACUGAGAUGAAGCUAGAGAGGCUCACCAGGGACAUCAACAAGGAGAUGUGUGUCACACUGUCAGAGAAGGAUCGCAAGAUAGCAGCUCUCAUGUUGGUGAAGCACCAGGAGGAGCAGGCCUGCCUGAAGGUCUGUCAGCAGGAGGAGCAGGAGCGACAGGAGGCCCGCAGGCAGCAGGAGGCCCAACGCGCUGAGGUAGAGAAACAGAGGAGGAAGAAACUGAGGCGGAGCAUGCAACGCUGGCACGAUGAUCUGGAAGGCCGCAGGAGACUCAGAGAGCGUAAGGAGAAGGAGAAAGUGGUACAACUGGAGCUGGAGGUGGUGCUGCACGAGGACCGCUGGAGGAGGCAGAAAGAGGAGGUGGAGGGACACCACAGGGAGAAAAUAGAGGCUGCACACAGAGAGGCAGAGGGGCGAAAACACUACCAGGAGAAGCUGCUGAGGGAAAGGGAGGAGGUGGAAAAAAGGGAGAGAGAGAGGGAGAGACAUGUGGCAGAAGAGAAGAAGCAGAGGGCCAGGAGGAGCAAAGUGUCCCAGGAGAGGGAGGAGAGGAGGAGGCUGCAGGAGGGGAAUCGUAGGGAGCUGCUUCGACACAUCCUGCUGAAACAGAAGACGGAGCAGCAAGGGGUGGAAGAGGUGGAGCAGAUGAGGAGCACGUUUGAGAUGAAGAUGAGAUUAUCCUGCGAGAAACAUGCCCAGGCUGUGGAUGCUCGGGUGAGGGAGGUGCAGGAGAGGGCAGCCCGGGAGGAGCUGCAGAUUCAGAGAGCGCAGCUGAGGGCCAAGCUGCAGAGCUCUCAGGAGCUCACACACAAACAGAUCCUGGUUCAGCUGAGUCAGCGUCGCUCGGAGAGAGCCGGCCUGCACGCAGAGGCCCAGCAGAGGAGCAGGGCUGAGGAGGCGCAGCAGCACAACCAACACAGGCAGACCUCCCACCUUAGGCUGAGGGAGAGGAGGCAGAGGGAGGAGGAGGAGGAGAGGAAGGUCACAGAGAGCUGCAUCUUCAUGAAGGAUGUGAGGAGGGAGAGGCUGAGGAGGCAGAGGGAGCAGAUUCAGGAGGAGGCGCACAGGCUGGCCCGCGCCUCCUUUCACAUGAGGGAGAGGGUGAGGCAGCACACACACAGCCGGACGUUUGAUCAGAUGGCCCGGGAGGCGCAGCUGACCGCCUCCAUGAGCUGCAUGAAGAUAUGAAAGACUCUGCACAUCAACUGCCGCUCUCAUAGGCUUUGAUAGCCUACAGUUCAGGCAUUAAAUAACAGAAAUAUAUAGGAAUUUAAUGAGAAACCCCUCCUGCAAUCAUACAUGUGUAUUGAGGAUGAGCUAAACCCUUAUGUGAAUGAGUUGGACCUGAGAGUGUGUGUGCUGCACAGGAGCUACAAUGGAUCAUCAUGUAUCAGAGCUGUAGGGGUUUAUUUUUUUUACAGUUUAAUUUGAUGAAAGUCCCUGAGAUUGUGCCAUAUUUAUAAAUGUAUACGUUUACGAUGACAUUCAAAUAUAUUUAAAGUUUAGAAUAAAUCUUUGGAGUUCUGUCUGACCUCGUAGUAACCCCCCAACAGCAUAAUUAACAAUAAAGUUGUGCUCUACUGAAGUGGUAUUAUUUUGUAUUUUGACCCUAUGAAAUAAAGCUUGUUGUAACCCCCCCAUGUCAGGCUGCAUACAUCUAUGAGAUGUGAAAACUCAACUGGUUUUAGCUUUUCAAAUAUAACCAAAUAAUGUAUAAAAGUCACAACUUGAGAAAAGUAUGAUACAAUAUUUGUUCUCUUUAUGUUGUAUCUUGUGAAUCAUUUUAGAUCCCAUUGCUUUAAUGUAUAUCCAGCUUCUAUAUAUGAACAAAAACAUGCUCUGUGAGCCACAGCACAUCAUUUUUUGCUUAGCUUAUAUACUGCACGUGAUGGUUUAUUGUUCCAACACCUCCUCAAAUCAAGCAGUUUGUUUUGAGUGAUCCAGCAUGACAACAUGUAUUACCACCCUACAGUGUUUGUGUGUCGGUGAUGGAGGGUUUGCUUCUAAGAUGGAGUUGGAAGAGAGGGUUGAGCAGUGGCGGUGAAGACUGCAGACCGGAGAGAGAAGGGUUACAUCGUGGUCUGUAGCCAUUUGGGUGUUUUGAAUUUGAUUAAGAUGUUGAGCACUAUUGUGUUGUUUCUUUCUGGUGCUCUGAUUAUGUCAGUGUCUUACCAUAUCACUGUGUCUCAUACAUUACUAUAAUAUACUUGUCUUUAAUCAUGGAUUAAAGUAAAAUGACAUUCAUAAAUGUAGCUCUGCUCUGGCACCAGAAGCCUGUACGACGAAGCCGGUUCAACAUAACCUGGAUAUGUUUGAGUUACCCGGUUUGCCUAAUCCAAAACAAACGCGCUCUCGCUAAGCAGUCCUACGACGCUGGUUAUCAACUCGUUAACUCAAGCCAGCUUUACCCUAUCUAGUUCGG
Messenger RNA from Trematomus bernacchii (emerald rockcod), 2935 nucleotides. Its product is annotated as coiled-coil domain-containing protein 177. Lineage: Eukaryota; Metazoa; Chordata; Actinopteri; Perciformes; Nototheniidae. The coding region runs from base 1 to 1701 and encodes 566 amino acids. The record is from RefSeq and is a predicted model, not a curated record. The transcript has a single exon.